CAACCCCGCCGCCGCAUCGCCGGGAGGGGGGGGGGAAAUCGAGCUUUCGUGCCUCCGGGCACCGUCGCAACACAAACCAACAAAAGAUGCCGGAAGCGGAACCACCCAUGCAAAAGAAAACCAAGGACCCCAUGGCGGUGGACGUCCCCGAUGGAAUGGACGCGGGAGAUGCUUUGAUCGCGAUCCGGUUGCUCUACACGGCGGAUCAGACCUACCGUUCCGUCCUCCGGGAUUUUGCGAGGUUCGAGCGGGGGGAGAGUCCCGGGCCAGCGCCGGGCACCGCAUCGCCGACCGACCACACCAAACGAAAGAGAUUGCGAAACCGCGCAAGCCAAAGCACCGGCAGCGAAACACACAGGGAUGCCCAGAGCAACCACGAAAGGGAGAGACCCGGUCGGAUCACCCACCUGCACGUCACGAGCAUCUCCUCGGUCUUUCUCCCGUCCUGGGACCUCUCGGCGGCCGACGUCACCGGGCUGAGCUGCCUCCGGACCCUCCGACUCGACGGGUGCGACUCGGUCCCGUCCGAGGUCUUUUUCGGCCUCCCCUGCCUGGAGCACCUGAGGCUGGCCCACUGCGGCGAGCUGCGGGACCCGGUGUCCGCCGAGGAAUCCCACCGGGAGGAGCUCAAGCGCGGGAGYCGGUCUCGGGCGAGCCCGAUCGAGCGGCUCGAGGUCCGGGGGGGAGGCCUCGGGGGGGAGGGCUUCGCGUCGGCCCUGGGGGUCCUCCUCCCGUGGGUGUCGGAGACGCUGGUGUGCCUCCGGCUCGCCAAGGUGGCACCCUACGGCGGGAGCGGCCGCCGGUCGGUGGCGGMAYCGGUCCGUUCGCCGGACCAGCGGUGCCCMKGGGCCCUCCUMCGGUCGGCCCUCGCCUCSCUCGCAAGGGGCCCWKGCCCGGAUUCCCUUUCCMRCGGCCCGGCCCUGGAGGAGGUCUCCCUGGCCGUCCCGCCCCUGGAUCCGGUGGAAUUCCUGCGGGGGGUCGUCCCCCUCUUUCCGAGGCUCGAGGCGGUCCACCUCCCGGGGCACGGGCUCGCCGACCUCUCGGGGUUCCCCUCCCGGCUUGGGCCUCCCGGCGGCUCCGUGCUKGCAUCGCGGCUGCGCCGGCUGGUCCUGGGGCCGUCUUCGGCCCGCCGAACCAAGACCCGGGGCAGCGGGGARCCCGCCGGGACCCCAGGGGGGACCCCRCCGGCCACCGACGACCGGGAGGUCCUCCUGGCCCUCCUMRGGGGCUUUCCCGAGCUGACCCGCGUGGGCGGAGCGCCCUCCCCCGGCGGGGCCUGGAUUCCCUGYACCAAGCGCCGGUGYCMRGGUUUCCCCGGCUCCCGAAGGCCGCUGCCCUGCCCGGUCUGCAAGGGGGACCUCCUCCUCCCUGGUUCCGUGGGCCCCCGGGGGUUCGAAGCGCAAGGGCCGGCACUUCCGCGGAGAAAAGGGGCCCCCACCCUCGACGACAAGGUCGAGGCCCUCCUCCUGGCCAACCACUCGGGCCGCUGCCUCACAAAGGGCCUCUCCGAGCCGCAUGGUCGUGUUGGCGGAAGAUCCCCCUUCCGGCGCCCACCGCUCCCCCUCUCGGUGUGGCCGCUGGUCCUGGAGCGGGCCUGGAAAAAGCCGCCCCCCGGGGGCAGGGGGCCCUGCGGGUGCCCCUGGUCGGGGGUGGCCGGCCGUUCCACGGCCGCGGUUGCGGGCGCCAUCUUUGGGCUCCUGAGGGACGGGCCGGUCGUGGAAUCCCUGGCGGGAUCGCCGCGGCACCCACACCAGCAGCACCCACACCAGCAGCACCCACACCAGCAGCACCCACACCAGCAGCACCCACACCAGCAGCACCCACACCAGCAGCACCCACACCAGCACCACCACCAGUAGCACCACCAGUAGUAGCACCACCAGCAAGGACAAAGAAGCAGCAAGAACAAAGAAGCACCGGUGGCCACGAGCCCGGUGCCGUGCCCGGCAAGGACGCUAGUGUAGCGAGA
This is a messenger RNA of Pseudo-nitzschia multistriata, 1969 nucleotides long. The record is from the annotation of a GenBank genome assembly. NCBI's taxonomy places the organism in Eukaryota, Bacillariophyta, Bacillariophyceae, Bacillariales, Bacillariaceae.